This is a messenger RNA of Helianthus annuus (common sunflower), 941 nucleotides long. RefSeq names its product desumoylating isopeptidase 1. NCBI's taxonomy places the organism in Eukaryota, Viridiplantae, Streptophyta, Magnoliopsida, Asterales, Asteraceae. Bases 1 to 711 code for a protein of 236 amino acids. The transcript is spliced from 4 exons. Gene Ontology annotation, molecular function: peptidase activity. Gene Ontology annotation, biological process: protein modification by small protein removal. The record is from RefSeq and is a predicted model, not a curated record.
AUGGCCCAGGAAGGCCAAAAGGUGAGCUUACAUGUGUAUGAUUUAAGCCAAGGGCUAGCUCGGCAGAUCUCAAGUUCCUUUCGCGGGAAGCCUAUUGAAGGAGUAUGGCACACUGGUGUAGUUGUAUAUGGUAAUGAAUACUAUUUUGGUGGUGGUGUACAACUGACUCCUGUUGGAACGGCGCCGUAUGGGACUCCACUUGAAGUGAUUGAUCUUGGUGUCACCAAAGUUCAAAAGGACGAGUUCGAAUCAUAUCUAAAGAAGAUAAGUCCGCGCUAUACACAAGAAACAUAUAAUAUAAUGAAGCACAACUGCAAUCACUUUAGCAAUGAAGUUGUGCAGUUUCUAGUGGGAACCACCAUCCCGGAGUACAUCCUCAACCUCCCUAAUGAAGUCGCCAACAGCCCACUCGCCCCUUUUAUGAUGCCACUGAUAAAUAAUCUGGAGGGUACAUUGAGGGAAGGUGGCGUCCCACAAGUUCUUCAGUUCCUAGCACCAACAGGGUCAUCAUGCAGCAAAGGCCAGCCACCAGAGUCAAAGACGCUACAACCGGUGGUUGAUCCUCAAGGAAACACUAGAAGCGUCGUGCAAGAAGAGAUUGCCAAGGAAUUUGCUGCGAUUAGGGCGGAGGGAACUAUCGGACCGAGUGAGGCUGCAACACUUGCAAUCAAGAACGUCAUGCAAAGAUACGAUUUUUCAAAUACCACCUAAAGCGUCGUACUUGGUUGCUUCUAUCUUUUGAAGAAAACAACAUUUUAAAUAUGGGUUGUGUUAAACGUACCCCUUUCUUGAAUUUUACUUGUCGUGACCCCCUUCAAAUCAUUACAUUCCCACUUUUUAAACUAAAAGACAAAAAAAAAACAUUGGUAAGACCAAAAAAAACAUUGAUUUGAUGUUUUCAGGAGAGGUCAGAAUGAAAUUUCAACUUUCAAGAAUGAGGU